AUGGCCUUGCUCCAAUUUAAACCCGCUCCUAUGUACAUCCUAGAUGAAAUUGAUGCCGCCCUCGACCUCUCUCACACUCAACAUAUCGGACAGCUCUUACGCACACGUUUCAAAGGCUCCCAAUUCAUCGUCGUAUCGCUGAAAGAAGGGUUGUUUACGAAUGCGAACGUGCUUUUCCGAGCGCGUUUCCGAGACGGCACAUCUAUCGUUGAGCGAACGGCGCAGCGGUCUUCUUCGUCGUUAUAUGGUGGAGAUAGGAAUAAUGAAGAGGAUGGACAGGGAGGACGACGGGGGCGGCGGACGGCUGUUGCAUAG
Molecule: messenger RNA, 315 nt
Organism: Serpula lacrymans var. lacrymans S7.9
Lineage: Eukaryota; Fungi; Basidiomycota; Agaricomycetes; Boletales; Serpulaceae
Exons: 1
Coding region: 1-315 (104 amino acids)
Source: RefSeq, a predicted model, not a curated record